AUGAGUCGUGUACUGAGAUAUUAAAAAAAGAAGAAGGAUGAUGGUAUUUAAUUAAUUUAUUCAUUAGGACCAUUACUUAAAAUAAAUUUUGCAAAAUUUCCAAAUUUACCAAAAAUAAGGGAAGAAGAGGAUAGAUUAUAAGGUUUUAUAAAUUCUUUUGAAUCAGACAGCUAGUAUUUUGUUAGAUAUAAAAUUAGGUUAUCAUUCUAAGAAAGAUCUUGUUAAUUAAGAACUAUGACAGCAUCAUUUACUAGAGGUUUAAAAACUACAUCUAGUUCAAGGGAAAAAAAGGAUUAAAAAAAAGUUGAUGAAAAUUACACCAUUUAUGGAUUAUCUAAAAUAAAAACAGCAAGAAGUCCACUUUUAACAUAAAGAUAAACACCAAAUCCAUAUGAAUAAGAAUAAAAAUUUGAAAAAUCAAAUUAAGAAUGGUUUGAAUAGUCUUAAACUUCAGAAGCACCUUAAGCUAAAGUUUUGUUUUAUAAUCAAAGAAAAAAGUAUAUUGAAAUAAUUAUAUAGAUCUUUUUUAUGGGAAGAUGCAAAAGUUAUUAAUUAUAAUCAGGAUACUUAAAAAUUUCUUGUUUAAAAGUUUCCUGAUGGUUAAACUAAAUCUGUUGACAGACUUUCCAUUAAAUUUAUUAAUCAAGAUGAAGAAUUAUUUAGAGUAGCCACAGUAAGAAGGUUUAUAUUUCAUUUUAUUAAAAUAUAGUUAGAAUAUAAGAAUACAUUAAAAAGAAGAAAUGAAAAGACUUAGAGAAAUUAAUGCAAUAAGUGAUAAUGAAGUCAAUAAAGCUCCUAUAUCUUUAAUUAAUUCACUUUUUAGCAGAUUUUAGUAUGCUAAAAAAUUAUAACAUGUUGAAGCUUUACUUGAAGAAGUUAAUUAAAAUUAUAUACUAUUUUAAAAAAAAUGUUCAUUUAUUGAAGAUGCUUGUGAAUAUAAAUAAAUUUCUAAAAUAGAAAGAAGAUAUUAAUAUUUUUCUACUUUCUAAAUUAAUCUUGAAAAAGAAGCAAUUUUAUUAAAAAAAGAUGGUUAUAAAGCUAUGAAGUAGUUAAUUACUAGAUUAAACUAAAUUAAUAUUGAGAUAAUACAUUAAAAGGAUUUUAAAUUUCCAAUAAUUUUAAAUAAAUUUGAUUCUGCUCUUGAAUUAGAAGGAAAAGAGAUAAAAAAAGAAAUUAGAAGAGAAAAAUUCUAUAUACAAUCAGAUUUGUAAGAUAUUUUAGGUUAAAAUUAUAAAUUUGUAGAAACAAAUCGGAAACGAUAUAAUGAUUGUGGGUUGUCAAGAAUUUUGACUAAAGUCGAUCUGAUGUAUUAAUAAAUUAUAAAAGAAAAGGUUCUACAUUAGUUUAAUUACACAAAAGAAUUUUAUGAAAGUUUUAUUCUAAAUUCUUAAUUUUACAAGCCUUUAAAUAAAAAGCCAUUACUAUAACUACAUGUUUAAUGUGUUGUUCAACAAGCACCUAUAAAAAAAUCAAUGAGAAAAUUGAUAAAAGAUUCAAUAAAAGGAGAUGAAGAGAUAAUAUAUAUGGAGCCAAAUUUAUCAUCUAUCUUAAUAGUUUUAAUGAAACCUUUUGAUUUUCUUUAUCAAUUAGUAAUAGAAGGUUAUUGCAUUUAAAGUGAAAUAAUGACUUUACUAUUGUUAGAAAAGAAAAAAUUAUCAGCAGUUAUGGAUUUUUCUCAAUUAUCAAUAAUAAAAGAUGAAACUAUUGCUUUAAUUUCAAAUGAGUAUAAAUGUUGUGAUGACAUUGUAAAAUACUAUAAUAAAUAUUCUCAUUAUUUAAAAGCUUUUAGAUCGAAAGAUUUAUAUGAUAUAUUUGGUUUGGAUCCAAAAGAAGCAGCAACACUAAGUUAAAUGAAUUUUUCAUCUAUAGAAAGUUAUCUAUAUGAAUUAAAAGAAUCUAAAUUAGAUAUUCUAUAAUAUUAAUAAAAUUAGAAAAGAUUUGGAUUAUUUUCUUUAAAUAUUUAUGAAUUGAAACAUACCUUGGUUGAACGUAUAAAUGAUUAAUAAUAAAUGAUAUUUAAUGUAAUUAAAUAUUUAAAUAUUAAUAGAAGAUAUAAGAAAUAUUGAAACAUAAUAUUUAAUAAAUUAAAUAAUAGUUUUAAAUAAUGAGAGAUAAAAGUUAGUAGAUUCCAUAAACUGAAUAAGAAUUAAUGGAACUAAAAUUAUUUUUAGGAGAAAUUAAAGUAGAUUUCUCAAGAAUGUAAUUUGAAGUUCAAUUUGUGUAAAUAAAUAAUUUAUAUAUUUAUGUAGAGAACAAUACUUAAAUUUAUUUGAAGAAUUUUAUUAUUCUUUUGACUUUUAGUUGAUGAUAGAUUAUUAUGAAUUAAUAUAUUUACCUAAAGAUAUAUCAGAUAUAAUUGAAGCCAAUAAAGCUGUACUUAAAUCAUAAGAAGAUAUAUUUUUGAGAAGAUUACAUAAUGAUAAAUAGGAAUUCAUAGCUAAAAUAUUAGAUAUGCAAGCAACAUUUACAAAAAUUAAAUCUUAUUCUUAAUAUGAAAAAUUGAAAGAAUAUAUAAUAGAAAUUAAAAAGUUUUAAGAGUAAUUAGAAAUUUCAAAAGAAAUCAUAUCAGAAUUUAAUCUAAGGGAACUUACAUUUUAAAUAGGAGUGACAAUUUAUAAAGAGUUUGAUAAUUUAUUGCAUGAAUUCUAACCUUAUCAUUAAUUUUGGGAUUUAGCAGUAAAAAUAUUAUAUUUAAUAAUUAGUAAAGAUUUGAUAUUUAAAAAGAAUAAUGGUUGUUUAUGUCAAUUAAAUAAUUAGACCAUUUAGAUAUGUAAUUGUAAAUGUAACAAUUUAAUAAUGAAGCUAUCUAAAUAUUUAAUUAUUUUUCUGAUAUAUUAGAUGACAAUGCAUAAAGUUUAGUAAGAAAUUUAAGAAGAUAAUUGGAUCAAUUUAAAGAUAAUAUUUGGAUAGUUGAAUCUCUGGCAAUUGAGGCAUAUAAAAGGAAACCAAUAUUUUGGAAGGAUUUAUUUAGAGAAUGCUCAUUUCCUUAAUUAGAAAAUAAGGAAGAAAUUACAAUAGCAAAUUUAUUAAAAAAAGGUAUUUUAAAUUAUAAAGAUACUGUUUUAAAAUUAUCAUCUUAAGCAGAGAAAAGUUGGAGUGUUGAAAAAAGAUUGAAUGAAAUGUUUGAUAAACUAUCAAUAAUAGAAUUAGAAUUAUAAUAAUAUAAAGAUACAUUCAUUUUUAAAAAUUAUGAAGAUGUAAUGGCUUAAUUAGAUGAAUAAUUAAAUGUAUUAAAUAUUUUAAAAGCUUAACCUCAUGCUAAAUUUGUAAUAAUAAAGGCUGCUUAAUUAGAAAAUAAGAUAUUACUUAUUUAAGAUACACUUGAAUAGGUUAUGAAAUGUUAAAAGCAUUGGAUAUAUUUAGAUCCUAUAUUUGCUAGUGAUGAUAUAAAAUAGAAAUUAAAAUAGGAAACUUUGGAUUUUAAAAGAAUAGAUUAAUCUUAUAAAAAUUAUAUGAUUAUUUUAAAUAAGAAUAAAUAAUUAUGGGAUCAGAUAGAAAAUGAUAAGAUGAAACAAGAUUUCUCUUAUAAUGUAUAAAUGUUAGAUUAAAUAUAAAGAAGUUUAACAAAAUAUUUGGAAUCGAAGAGAAUAUUAUUUCCCCGUUUUUAUUUUGUAUCAGAUGAAGAACUUGUAGAAAUAAUAGCCUAAACUAAAAAUCCUUAAUAAGUUUAGAAACAUAUAUUUAAAUGUUUUGAGAAUAUAUCUGAAUUGAAAAUAGUUGAUAAUGAAGUUAUAACAGCAUUUUAUUCAAGUCAUUAAGAAAAAAUAUUAUUAGAUGAUGUAAUUAAUUUGAAAAAAGGGAAUAAGAUUGAAAAUGUAGAGAGUUGGUUAUCUGAAUUUUAAACGAGAAUGUAGAAAACAAUUAAAAAAGCAAGUUGUAAUGCUUUAAAAGAUUUGAAUUCAACAAAAAUAGAAAUUAUUAAUAAAUGGCCAGGAUAAAGUGUAUUAUUAAGUAAUUAGAUAAAAUGGACAAGGAAUACUGAAGCAUCUAUAAGAUAAUAAUAAAAAUUAAAUUUGAAACUUUUAGUUUAAUUAUUAAAUAAGGAAUUAUCAACAACAGUAGAUUUAGUUAGAAAUGAAACGAGAUUAAUUUAAAAGACAACUUUAGAAGCAAUGGUAAUUUAGGAAGUUCAUAAUAAAGAUGUGGCUGAAAUGUUAUUAAAUUAAUAGAUAGAAAUAAUAAACUCAUUUGUUUGGAUUUCUUAAUUAAGAUAUUACUAUAAUGAUGAAAAUUCUAUAUAAGUAAGAAUGGUAAAUUCCUCUUUUGAAGUAUUUUAUUAAAUUAAUAAUCAUAGUAUGGAUAUGAGUAUUUGGGUAAGAUCUAAAGAUUAGUAAUAACAGCAUUAACAGAUAGAUGUUAAAGAACUUUGAUGGAAGCAUAUAAAAUGAAUUAUGGUGGUGCUCCUGAAGGUCCUGCAGGAACAGGUAAAACAGAAACUGUUAAAGAUUUGGCUAAAGCAAUGGCAAGACCAUGUAUUGUAUUUAAUUGUUCAGAUGGAUUAAAUUAUAUUGCUAUGGGUAAAUUCUUUAAAGGAUUGGUUACAUCUGGUUCUUGGUGUUGUUUCGAUGAAUUUAAUAGAAUUGAUCCAGAAGUUUUAUCAGUUGUCGCACAAUAAAUUUUUACAAUUUAGAAGGCAAUAAAAUUAAAAUAGGAAUCUUUUUUAUUUGAAGGAGAAGAGAUUAAUUUAGUUCCAACUUGUGCAAUAAAUGUUACUAUGAAUCCUGGAUAUGCUGGAAGAUCAGAAUUACCUGAUAAUCUUAAAAUUCUAUUUCGUCCUUGUGCUAUGAUGGUUGCUGAUUAUGAAAUGAUUGCAGAGAUAUUCUUAUAUAGUAUUGGUUUUGAAAAAGCAAGAGAAUUAAGUAAAUAAAUAGUUACUUGUUUAAAGCUAUGUAAUGAGUAAUUGUCAACUUAAGAACAUUAUGAUUUUGGUAUGAGAACUUUAAAGGCAGUAUUAAAUUCCAUAAAAAAUACAAGGAAUGGAACUGAAUAAGAAAAAAGUUUAACCGCUUUGAUUAUUGUAAAUUAACCAAAAUUAGUGAAUCGUGAUAUUGAAUUAUUCAAAGCUAUUACUUAAGAUUCAUUUCCAAAUGUUUAAUAAUAAGAAUAAGAACAAUUAGAACUUCUAUAGUAAUAAACUCAAAAUAUGAAACUAAUUUAUUAUGAUACAUUAGCAAUUAAAUGCUAAUAAAUUCAUAACAGUAUUUAAGUUAGAAAUGGGGUAAUGUUAGUUGGUUAAACUUUUUCAGGAAAAUCAACAUCUUUAUAAAUUUUAUCAAAUUUAUUGAAAGCAACAAUUCUUAAAUUAAAUCCGAAAGCAAUAAACUCUGAUUAAUUAUAUGGAAAGUUAGAUCCUGAUACAAAAUAAUGGUCAGAUGGAGUUGCUCCAAUAUUGAUUAGAGAGAAUAUACAAAAAGAAAAAUAUGUUUGGAUAGUUUUUGAUGGACCAGUUGAUUCUAUUUGGAUAGAAAAUCUAAAUACAGUUUUAGAUGAUAAUAAAAAAUUAUGUUUAACAUCUGGAGAAAUUUUAAAAAUUCCAGAUAAAAUGUGUAUGAUUUUUGAAGUUGAAAAUUUAUCUGCUGCAUCACCUGCUACAGUUUCAAGAUUGGGUAUGAUUUAUUAUAAUAUAUUUGAUUGGAAAUAUCUUAUUGAAAAUAUGAGAUUACCUAAUCAUUUUGAUCAUAAAUACUUUAUUAAAAGAAUUAAAUAGUAAUUUAUUAAUAUUUAUUAUAGUUUAAUAGAACAUUGUUUAUUAUGGAUGUAAUAUAAUGCAUCAUUUCCUGUUUAUUCAUAACAUAAUAUAUUAGUAAGAUCAUUUUUAAAAUUGUUCUAAAAAUUAAUGUCAUAAUUAGAUUAAAAUGAAAGUGAUACUUUUGUAUUUGAUAAUACUAUAAUAUUUUCAAUCACAUGGUCUUUAGGUGCUGCAAUUAAUGAAUAAAAUAGAAAUUAAUUUAAUACUUUUUUACAUAAGUUACUUAAACAUUAAUAAACAGGAUUGGAUUUAGAAAUUAAUAGAAAAUUAUAAUUUCCUAUUAAUGAAAGAAUAGAUUACUUUUUAUAUGGAUUUAUUAAUUAAAAAUGGUUAGAAUGGACUGAUGUAAUAUUUAAUUAUAUAAUUAUAGAUAUCUGAAUAAUUAUUAAUAACUCCAAGUACUGAUUUUCAUUAGAUAGUAGUUCCUACAAGUGAAUCAAAUAGAAAUGAUUAUUUUUGUAAAUUAGGAUUACAUUUGUUAUAUUGUGGACCAACAGGAACAGGAAAAUCUUUAUCAAUGGCAAAAUUUUCUUAAUUUUAAAUUGCAUGUAGUGGUUAAACAACUGGAAAUAGUUUAUAAAGAUUAAUAGAAACAAAAAUAAAUAAAAGAAGACGAAAAGGAUAUUAUGGAGCUGAAGAAGGAUAGAUUAUAAUAUUUGUAGAUGAAUUAAAUAUGCCUUUUAGAGAACCAUAAGGAUCAUAACCAGCAAUAGAAUUAUUAAGAUAAUGGAUGGAUUAAGGAGGUUGGUAUGAUUUGGAUAAUAAAGAAUUUAAACAUAUGUGUGAUAUUACAUUUUUAUGUGCUAUGUAACCUGCAAGUGGGGGUAGAAAUCAAAUUACAAUGAGAUAUCUAAGACAUUUCAAUUUAUUAUAUAUAGGUGGAUUUGAUACUGCUAGUGUAACCAAUAUUUUACAAGUCUUUGUAGAUUGGGUUAUGAUUAAGUUUAAUGCUACAGAAGAAGUUAAAUCAUUUAAAUAAUAAUUAGUUAUAAAUUCAUUAAAUCUAUAUUCAAAAAUAUAAGAUAGUUUAUUACCAACUCCAUAAAAAUGUCAUUAUAUUUAUAAUCUAAGAGAUGUAUUUAGAAUUUUUGAAGGAAUGAGUAAAGCUUCUAAAUUAUAUACAAUAUCUAAUUUAAUGAAACUUUGGGUUCAUGAAUGUACAAGAAUAUUCAGUGAUCGUUUGGUAGAUUUUAAUGAUAUCAAGAUUUUUUAAAAUAUAAUAAAAGAAAUAAUAGUAGAAGAUAGAAUAAAUUUAAAUAAUAUAUUAUGGAUAUAAGGAACUCACAAUAGUAAUUAUGAGGAAGUAUAGAAUAUUUAAUAAUUGAAAUAAAAGGUACAAGGAAUGCAUGAUGAUUUUAAUGCUUAAAGAUUUUAAAGUAAAUUGUCAUUAAUUUUGUUUACGAAUGCAAUAAUGCAUAUAUUUCGAAUAACUAGAAUUUUGCAAUAGACCUUUGGGCAUGCUUUGUUAAUAGGAAUAGGAGGAACAGGAAGAUGUAAGUCUAAUAAUUAAUAAUAUGUUUAGCAUCGUUAGCCAAAUUAGCAACAUUUAUAGUAUUUAGAUCAGAACCAAUAAUUAUAGAUCCUCGUUCAUGGAAUGAUGAAUUAUUGAAUACUCUAUUAUAAGUUGGAUUAGAGAAUUAGAAAGUUUCUAUAAUAUUCAAUGAUUCAUAAUUAUAAUAAUCAUAUAUGUGGGAAGAUAUAUGCAGUUUAUUAAGUCAUGGCGAAGUAACUCAUUUGUUUACACCAGAAGAGAGAUUAAAAAUAUAAGAAGAAAUGACAUUUUAAAAGUUUUUAUAGAUAUGUAAAUUUAAUGUGCAUGUUAUUUUAUGUAUGUAACCAGUUACAGAAUUAUAUAGAAAGAGAUUAAGAACAUUUCCAACUAUUAUUAAUUGUGCUACUAUUGAUUGGUUUAUGGAUUGGUCAAAUGAAGCAUUAGUAACAACUGCUGAAGAAUUUCUACCUAAUAAUUCUUUAGUCAAUGUUGCUGUUAAUAUACAUUGUAAAGUAUAAGAAAUAACAAUUAAAUAUAAUUCUGAAUAAAGAAGAUAAUUUUAUGUAACACCUACAUAAUAUCUAUAAAUGUUAUAAACAUUUAAACGACUUUAAAGAGAAAUAAGUGAAUAAUCAUUAGCAUUAAUAGAUAGAUUUGAAUCUGGUAUAGAAAAGAUUAUUAAGACUUAAAAAGAAGUAGAUAAAAUCAAAUUAUAAUUAUUUGAAUUAUAACCUUAAUUAGAAUAAGCUACUCUUGAAAAUUAAAAGUUAUUAUAAUAAAUAAAAUUAAAAAAAGAAGAAGCUGAUUAAAAAAGAAGAUUAUGUGAAUAUGAUGAAAUGAUUUGUUAAAAACAUAGAGAUUAAGCAACUGAAUUAAAAAAUAUUUGUAUAACAGAAUUAAAUAAAGUUUUACCACUUUUAGGUUAAGCAACAGAAGCAUUAGAUAAAAUUACAAAAGAUGAUAUGAUUUAAUUAAAAUCAUUUACUAAUCCUCCUUUAUCAGCUGCUGUUGUAAUGGAAGGAUUAUGUUAUGCAUUUUAAGAAGAUGAGAAAGUCAAAUCAAAAAAUAAAGAAUUACCUGUUAUGUAAGAUUAUUGGGAUUAUGCAAAAAAAUAUUUAUUAAAUGAAAAAUUAAUUAAGAGAGUUAAAAAAAUGAAACUUGAAGAAAUAAGAGCUAUUAAAUUACAAAAUAUAUAAAAAUUAUAGAUUUUUAUUCUUAAUCCAUUAUUUGAAAAAGAAAAAGUAUUUAAUGCAUCUAAAGCAGCUGGUAAUUUGGCAUAAUGGAUUAGAGCAGUUUUAGAAACAUAUUAAGCUGUUGAAAUAAUAGAACCAAAAAAAGCAUAAUUAGCAGAAGCUGAAAAAAAAUUAAAAGAAGCUGAAUCUGAUGUAUAAAUUAAAAGAGCAAUAUUAGAAUAAUAAUUAAAUGAACUUAAAUAAUUUGAAAAAGAGUUUGAUCGAGCUAAUUAAGAAAAAUAAUUAAUUUAAAAGGAAGUAGAAACUAUUGAAAAAUAACUUAAUAAAGCUGAAAAGUUAUUAUUUGGAUUGUAAGAUGAAGCUUAAAGAUGGAAAAAGAAAGGAUAGAAAAUUAAAAAUGAAUAAAUUGCUAUUGAAGGAGAUUGUAUAUUAAGUGCUUCUAUUAUUGCAUAUUUAGGAGUAUUUCCUAUCUAAUAUAGAGAUGUAUGUUAAAAUUAUUGGAAAAAUCUUUUAAAAUAGAAUAAUAUCAAAUUUUCAAAUGAUUAUGCCAUCACUAAAUAAUUAUGUAAUCCUAUAAUAAUAAAUAAUUGGAUUACAUAAUAAUUACCUAAUGAUUAACUUAGUAUUGAAAAUGCAAUAAUACUAAAAGAAUCUACUAAAUGGCCAUUAAUGAUAGAUCCACAAUUAUAAGCUAAUUAAUGGAUUAAAAAUAUGGAAGAUAGUAAAUAUUUACUUAUUUUAAAUGCAAAUUAACCAACAUAAUAAAUUUAAUUAUAAUUAGAACAUGGAAUUUAAAUUGGUUAUGCAGUUUUAUUAGAAAAUGUAGGAUAAACACUAGAUCCAUUAUUUGAAUCAUUAUUGUAAUAAAAUGCAAAAUCUAGAUCAAAAAGAGCAACAAUGAAAUUAGGAGAUAAAAUUAUAGAUAUAUCUUCUGAUUUUAGAUUCUAUAUGACUACUAAAUUAAGUAAUCCUCAUUUUUAACCAUAAGUAUGUGUUAUGGUUAAUAUGCUUAUAUUUUAAGUUACUUAAGAUGGUUUAGUUGAUUAAUUACUAAAUAUUGUUGUUAAAAUUGAUGAACCAUAAAAAGAAGAACAGAGAUUAAAAAAUAUAUAAUAAUAUUUUUAAAAUAAAGAUAAGUUAAUGUAAACUGAAACUUUAAUAUUAAAAUUACUUUCAGAAUCGACUGGAGAUCUUUUAGAAAAUGAAGAUUUAAUCUAAACACUUUCUAAAUCAAAAGAUGAGAGUAUAGCUAUUGAAGAAAAGUUAAAAAGUUUGGAGUAUGAUAGAAUAAGUUUUAUGCAAAUUAGACAAUUCUAUAAAUAAGCAGCUGAAAAAGUUGCCAAUCUUUAUUUCAUAUUAAAUGAUUUAGCUGUUAUAGAACAUACUUAUAUUUGGUCUUUAGAAUUUUAUUUUUUGCUUUAUACAAGAUCUAUUAGAGAAUCAUAAAAUGAAAAGCUGAAAAGAAAUUAAAAUAUAAUUGAUAAAUUUUUAUAAAUUUUAUACACUUAAAUUAAUAGAUCACUAUUAGAGAAAGAUAAACUUAUUUUUAGAUUCUUAUUAUAUGUAAAGAUGAUGAAUAUACCAACUGAAUUAAUAAGAGCUACUGUUAUGGGAUGUACUUUAACGAUUUCUGAUGUAUAAAUGCCUAAAGGAUUUACAUGGUUAACUAAUAAAAUGUGGUUAGAAUUAGUUGAUUUAUCAAAAUCAUUUCCAAAUAUAUUUGGUAAUGUUUGUUCAGAUUUUGUAUCCUAAAAAUAAUUUUGGGAUAGCUUUUAUAGCAGUUCUAAUUCUUAUGAGUUAUAAAUAAGAGGAUUAGAUUAAUUCUAAAUGAAUAUGCUUGUGAAAAUUAUAAAACCUGAAUAAUUUAUAUCAGCUACUAAUGAAAUGAUUAAAUAAUAAAUGGGUAAUCUAUUUCUAGAAAACAUACCAACUACUUUUGAAUAAUUCUAUUUUGAAUCUGAUUCUAAAAUUCCUUUGCUUUGCAUCAUUACUCCAGGAGCAGAUCCAAGAUAAGAAAUCAUUAAAUUAGCAACUAAAUAUGAUUUUAAUGAUCGAUUUAACCAAAUCUCUUUAGGAUAAGGAUAAAAUUAAUUAGCUAUUAAAAUGAUUUUAAAUGCUAUGUAAUAAGGUACAUGGGUUUUAUUGUAAAAUUGUCAUUUAGCUUCUACUUUUAUGCCUGAACUUGAAAACUUAUUUGAAAUCCAAUAUAAAAAGGAAGUGAAUUGCGAUUUUAGAUUAUGGUUGACAUCUCAACCAACUUCAAUAUUACCACAUAAUGUAAUAUUAAGAUCUCUCAAAAUUACAUAUGAAUUACCAAGAGGUCUUAAAAAUAAUAUGUUAAGAUCAUAUUAAUAAUAAGAAUCAGACAAAUUUGAAUAAUCAAAAAAAAUAAAAGAAUGGAAAAAUCUAUUUUUUUCUUUAUCAUUAUUGCAUGCAUGUUUAUUAGAAAGAAAGAAAUAUGGGCCUUUAGGUUGGAAUAUAGGAUACAAUUUUUCAUAACAUGAUUUUGAAAUAUCUAAAGAAUAAAUUCAUUAUUUUUUAGAAACUUAUUAGGAUGUUCCAUGGGAUGCUUUAAAUUAUUUAAUUGCUGAAAACAAUUAUGGUGGAAGAGUUACAGAUCCAAUGGAUAGAAAAUUAUUAAAAAUUUAUGUUAAUGAUUUCAUCAAUUCAAAAACCAUUCAAUAAGAUUAUUAAUUUUAUGAUAUUUAUUAGAUUCCUUAAUAAAUGAGAUUAUAAGCAUAUAUGGAUUACAUUUCUUAAUUUCCAAUAAAUGAUCCACCUUAAUUAUUUGGUUUACAUUAAAAUGCUGAAAUAUAUUCAUCAAUUUUAGAAACUGAUAAUUUAAGUUAAAUUAUUUUACAAUUACUUCCUAGAACUUAAAGUGAUUCUAAUUAAAAUCAUCCAGACUAAAUUGUUUAUAAUAAAAGUUAAGAAAUAUUAAAGAAUUUGCCUUAACUUUUAGAUAAUCAACUUGCUAAAUUAAAAUUUUAAUAAAUUUUAGAAAAUCCUUUAAAUGCUAUAAUUCAUUAAGAAAUAUCUAAAUACAAUAGAUUAUUAACAAAAAUAUCAGAAUCUUUAAGUAUACUAAUUUAAGCAUUAGAUGGUUUUAUUAAUAUUUCUGAUUAAUCAAUAGAUAUAUAUAAUUCUAUAUUUGAUAAUAGAAUUCCAGAAUAAUGGUUAACUUAUUCUUAUUUAACAACAAAAUCUUUAGGAUCUUGGUUUAGUGAUUUAAUUAAAAGAACUCAAUUUAUUUAUUAAUGGAUAAAUUAAGGUCAACCUAAAAUAUUUUGGUUAGGAGGAUUUUUUUUUAUUUAAGGAUUUCUAACUGCUGUUUUAUAAACAUAUUCAAGAAAAUCAAAAGUCCCUAUUGAUCAAUUGAAAUUUGAAUUUAAUUUUUUUUCUUAACCACCAUAAAUUAUAAAAAGUGGUGUUUGUGUUGAUGGAAUAUCAAUAGAUGGAGCUUAAUUUGAUUUUUAAGAGUAGACACUUAUCGAACCUUAAAAUAAUGUACUUUUUUAUCCUUGUCCUAUAAUUAACUUUUGCCCAACAUAAUAAAGAAAAAUUAUUAAAAAUUAUUCUUGUCCACUUUAUAAUACAACUUAAAGAAAGGGAAUACUUACUUCAAAUGGAAUCUCAGUUAAUUUCAUUUGUAAAAUUAAAAUACCAAUUAAUAAUAACAAAAAUCAUUGGUCUAAAAGAGGAGUAGCAUUUAUUGUAUAAGCUAAUUGA
Paramecium sonneborni is the source of this 12163-nucleotide messenger RNA. The record is from the annotation of a GenBank genome assembly. Lineage: Eukaryota; Ciliophora; Oligohymenophorea; Peniculida; Parameciidae.